GAAACAGUGUUGCGAGCCUGCGAACACCGCGGGCAGAGGCCUUCUUUGUCACUGGAAGUCCGGCAGACAUCACUCUUCUGCACUCUCUCACAGCCGUGCCCGCUGAGUCAAAUCCGGAAAGGACGACCUCCCUGCCCGUCCAAAGCGACGAGUCUCCAAGGACGGCAUCAAAGGAACCUUUGAGUGACAGCUCACAAAGCCCUGAGCUGUCACAGCCGAAAGCGAACAGAGGGUCAGCAAGCAAGCCCUCCAGCCUGCGAAUGAAAUCAGAGCCUCUCAGACCACUGCUGGAAGUGGAAGAGGGUGCCGGCGCUUUGAUCUCCCCGGUGACGAUUUCAACCAUUCAGUCGAUCCCGUCACCCAAAGCGAAGCAGAAGCACCUCGUCUUCAUGGUCGACGGAGAGGAGCUUCAGAUCCUCGGCGUCGACAGCCGGGAGGCAAACAACAUCCCUCCCGAGGAGAGCCCAAGCCGGAACCGGCCAGCGGCGGGUGCUGGGCCACUGCCUCCACCCGAGGCGGCUUCACCGUCGCUCGGAAACCCUUCAGCUUACUGUAAUGCCUCUGCAGGAGAAGCCAUGUGA
Molecule: messenger RNA, 581 nt
Organism: Symbiodinium sp. CCMP2456
Lineage: Eukaryota; Dinophyceae; Suessiales; Symbiodiniaceae
Source: the annotation of a GenBank genome assembly